Guyanagaster necrorhizus is the source of this 779-nucleotide messenger RNA. RefSeq lists its product as uncharacterized. The transcript has 7 exons. The record is from RefSeq and is a predicted model, not a curated record. NCBI's taxonomy places the organism in Eukaryota, Fungi, Basidiomycota, Agaricomycetes, Agaricales, Physalacriaceae. Bases 1 to 768 code for a protein of 255 amino acids.
AUGUCGGAUCCCACCAAGGUAGACAAUGAAGUCGUUAUCGCAGAGCGAGGCGACCAGCGUCUUGCCAUCCCCAGGCUGGCCUUCUUGCAAAGAUCAUUCUCCUCUUUUCAAGCCUACGCGAACCAACAGCUUGAUACGGCUGGUGGAACUUUCGUCACGCAAUCGCUUAAGGGACAAGAAGGACGGGAAGUGCUCAUCCCAAAACAGCAUUGGGCAGCCGUGAAACCACAGAUCCGCUCAGUGAAGAUACAACGGCCACCCACACCAGGCAUGGGGUUCUGUGAUAUCUUAUUCUUAGCUAUGGUGUCAUCAUUGAAAGCCAACCUCGUGGCCCUUAUAAGAAAAGUACGGCGGGAAUACCCACACCAACCCUACGUCAUCUGGCGGGAACUGCAUUCCGGUAACAAGUUACCGUUGAUGAUCUCUUUCUCUGAUACCGGUGCUACCAGGGGAGACCACGUCAAACUGAACUCCAAGGAUAAGCCUGCCGGCAAUAUUAUGAUGAAUAAAGGUCAUACCAGUGUGUCUGGAUCUUUGUUACCCAUCAUUUUUGGAAACGGCGCAAGUUCUGUCAGGCUCGUGAUUUCGGGGAAGGCCAGUGCUGGUGAUUCGAAGGAAAGGUAUAUUUCGUCGUAUAGAGUACGAAAAAUGUCAAAGUAUGAGUUGGCUUGGGUUGUCCCCUUAAAGGCUCCCGAGAACUCAGUAUCUCUCAAUGAUGUUGGGAUUUUGCUGGAAAGUUCUAGAAAGGGCAAUCCGGCAUCAUGCUGAGAGUUGAUGAG